CAAUCGGUUUCGGUUUGCAUUGCUUGCACUUGCGACUUGCUUUCUUUGUUUAAACGAGUACUGAUUCAGAGUACGGGGUAAACCAAAAUUUAAAAAGUUCGCAAUUAUACGUUAAGUGUAUUCUUUCUUACAGGAUCUCGCACUAUGUUUAGCCGAAAUGUCUCCAACGCUACUGUUGCUGCUAAAACAUGCUCUCAUGUUGCUGGUGUGUAUCGCCGGCGACAAGCUGCCGUUAGUAGUCCAGAAACCCCAUCUACUGAGAGCAGUUAUCGAUAAUGCUAGUCACGCUUUCAUAGGUCUGAUAGCGACCGAAAUAGUCGUACAUCACUACAAAGACCAACUGGCGAAACACCAAAUGUACGGCCUCAUAGCGACCGGCUUCGUACUUUCCUCCGUAAUAGAUCUGGAUCAUUUCAUCGAAGCGAAAUCACUUCAUCUAGAGGAUGCUACCAGCCUAAAUAGACGACCAUUCCUUCACAAUUCCUCAAUAUUUCUAGUGCUUCUCGGUUCCAUCAUCGUCGCAGUAGGCCUCCAGCAACACGUGAUACUGUCACUCUGGUUGAGCGUAACUUUUGUGGCAUUUUUUACCCACCAGCUGAGGGAUGCCAUCCGGAGGGGAUUUUGGUUCCGCGCUCCUUAUCUCGACUACAGUACGGCUCCGGUGCUCUAUUGGGUUUAUCUGACGCUUACGCAGCUCUGUCCGCAUGCGCUGAUUCAGCUGCUCGCGAUGCAGGAACGCAGAGGACGAUUCUUACCCGUUAUCGAUGAUCGUGGCGUAAAGUAUAAGCCUUUGGAUGUGGUUUAAAAUUAGGAUAAAACUUUUGAAACAGUACAGAGUUAUCUGAUUGAUUUUUUAAGUAUUACAAUUGACGUUGAUUUUUUGAUAGCUUUUACCACCGUGCCAUUGUCACUCAUAAUCGUUGAAUAUAAUCGAUAGGUGUGAGUGUGUUUGUUUAGUAAUCCCUUAAAACCAGAAUGGAUCGAUAAAUAUAAAUUUUGAAAAA
Molecule: messenger RNA, 1004 nt
Organism: Sabethes cyaneus
Lineage: Eukaryota; Metazoa; Arthropoda; Insecta; Diptera; Culicidae
Product: transmembrane protein 267
Exons: 3
Coding region: 158-805 (215 amino acids)
Source: RefSeq, a predicted model, not a curated record